AUGUCUUGGCGGAUUUGCCUUCACCUUGUCUGCUCCACGUGCUCAGGGUCUCUGUUUCUCCCACCUUCUCCUCCGUCAACCCCGCCGUCGUUACACACAUCAUCCCGCAUAAGAUCUCUGAAGAUGAGAAGCACCGACGAAGCGCGCCUGCGACUUGGCACAGGCAUCGAUGCCAUUUGGCAGACCGUCACUUCUCGCGAGAAUCAAAAGGCAUCGCCGCUGCUCCGACUUCCUGCUGAGCUCCGCAACAAGAUCUACCAGUACGCACUCAGCGACUGGAUCAUCACUUUGUCAUACACCAACGACGACCCAUGGUACGGACAGAAGAUUGUCCUCUGCACUCGCGCAGGCAUGAACGACAACAUCUGGUAUGCAGCGACAAGCGCGAUCCUCGGCCUUCGAUCGACAUGUCGUCAGCUCCGCGCGGAGACUGGCGUUCUUCCGUACACCUUGAAUAAUAGAUUUUCUUGGGAUGACAAGUGGAGCAGGUACGAGUUGGUCAAUCCUGUGGGCAAGGAACAGCCUCGGUACCAAAAAACGUGGAGGAAGGCGAUGAAUACGGAGGACUUUCACGAUCUGGCGAAUGCGCGGUUGAGGGGCCAUGGAACGGGUAAACGCAGUCAUCCCAGAACGCUAACAGAUCUUGUUGCUUGGGUUGCGUGGAUUUGA
Molecule: messenger RNA, 669 nt
Organism: Parastagonospora nodorum SN15
Lineage: Eukaryota; Fungi; Ascomycota; Dothideomycetes; Pleosporales; Phaeosphaeriaceae
Exons: 4
Coding region: 1-669 (222 amino acids)
Source: RefSeq, a predicted model, not a curated record